Serpula lacrymans var. lacrymans S7.9 is the source of this 5783-nucleotide messenger RNA. RefSeq names its product DNA-directed RNA polymerase II, subunit 1. Gene Ontology annotation, biological process: transcription by RNA polymerase II. The record is from RefSeq and is a predicted model, not a curated record. Gene Ontology annotation, cellular component: RNA polymerase II, core complex. The transcript is spliced from 15 exons. Bases 387 to 5621 code for a protein of 1744 amino acids. Gene Ontology annotation, molecular function: DNA binding. Lineage: Eukaryota; Fungi; Basidiomycota; Agaricomycetes; Boletales; Serpulaceae.
AUUCACAGGUUGUCCUCAACAACCACCUCGUUAUCCUCCAAGAUACUCUGAGGCCGACUCUAUCUGUGUAUUCUGCACUCUGAGGCAGCACUAUUCGACGGUCUUACUGUUGUUGGCUAUUGUCCCGGGAUUCUUGUGGAUUCUUGGACCGCGAACUCUUGGAAAACUCGGUUUUUAUAACAUUUUGUGUCUCAAGGCCUGGCACCCAUCAGUCCUCAAAAAGCUGCUCAAAACAGGUUUAGAAGCACCUGAAGGCUUAUUAUCCUUACGAAUUCGCCCUAAUACUCAUCUGGACACUUUUUUCACGACUUUUCCCCUUGUUUUCACCAAUUUGACUGUUCAACCGUUCACCUCAUUUUCAACUCGUUGUCUAUCUUUCUUCAGUCAUGCUUGGUCAUCAAUUUGCGUAUUCUGCGGCUCCUAUCCGCAAGGUCAAGGAAGUGCAGUUUGGUAUAUUGUCACCUGAGGAAAUUAAAGCGUACUCUGUGGCAAAAAUCGAGCAUCCCGAAGUGAUGGACGAAGCUACGCAUAAGCCUAAACUUGGGGGCCUUAUGGAUCCUCGUAUGGGUACUAUAGACCGUAACUUCAAAUGCCAAACUUGUGGUGAGGGAAUGUCAGAGUGUCCAGGUCAUUUUGGCCAUAUCGAGCUUGCUAGGCCAGUUUUUCAUCCAGGGUUCAUCGUAAAAGUGAAGAAGAUUCUGGAGUGUAUAUGCGUUAAUUGCGGGAAGCUAAAAGCUGACAUCUCGGAUCCCAGUUUCGCAGACAAGAUCCGGCACGUCCGUGAUCCCAAGGCUAGAAUGGCCGUUGUCUGGGCGCACUGCAAGACAAAAAUGACCUGCGAGACUGAUGAACCGAAGGAAGAAGGUGAAGGAGCUGAGAACGAUGAGCCGAAGAAAGGCCAUGGCGGUUGUGGUCAUCAACAGCCGCUCGUUAGGAAAGAAGGACUAAAACUUUUUGUACAAUAUAAAAAGCCAAAGGACGACGAUGAGGAAGUGAAGUCGUUACAACCUGAUAAGCGGCUGUUCACACCAUCCGAGGUCUACACCACAUUCAAGAAAAUGUCAGAUUCUGAUCUACAUCUUAUCGGCCUGUCAGACGAGUACGCACGCCCAGAGUGGAUGAUUCUCACCGUCAUGCCAGUUCCCCCACCCCCUGUUCGUCCGAGCAUCGCCGUCGAUGGUGGUGCCAUGAGAAGUGAGGAUGAUUUGACAUACAAACUUGGCGAUAUCAUCAAGGCAUCGGUCAACGUUCGCAGAUGCGAACAAGAGGGUGCUCCUGCACAUGUCAUCACAGAGUUCGAACAACUACUUCAGUUCCAUGUCGCUACCUAUAUGGACAACGACAUUGCUGGCAUUCCUCAGGCAUUGCAAAAGUCAGGUCGACCUGUAAAAGCUAUUCGCGCGAGGUUGAAGGGUAAAGAAGGCCGUCUUCGUGGUAAUCUCAUGGGAAAGCGUGUGGACUUUUCAGCCCGUACGGUCAUCACCGGUGACCCUAAUCUUGAACUUGAUGAAGUCGGAGUACCUAGAAGUAUAGCCAUGAAUUUGACCUAUCCUGAACGAGUCACUCCUUACAACAUUGCAUACUUGCAGGAGCUGGUGCGCAAUGGGCCUACAGCAUAUCCAGGGGCUAGAUAUGUUGUGCGAGACACAGGCGAACGUAUCGACUUGCGUUAUAAUAAGCGCGCCGAUGCUUUUCUGCAGUAUGGUUGGAUAGUAGAGCGGCAUCUCAAAGAUGGAGACUUUGUAUUGUUCAACCGGCAGCCUAGUCUGCACAAAAUGAGUAUGAUGAGCCAUAGAGUGAAGCUCAUGCCCUAUUCAACAUUCCGCCUAAAUUUAUCUGUUACACCUCCGUACAACGCCGAUUUCGAUGGUGACGAGAUGAACAUGCACGUACCUCAGAGUGAAGAAACUCGCGCAGAACUGAGUCAGAUAGCUUGGGUGCCACGACAGAUUAUUUCGCCGCAAGCAAAUAAGCCUGUCAUGGGUAUAGUACAGGACACCCUGUGUGGUAUCAGAAAAUUCACGCUCAGGGACACUUUCCUCGACUGGAACCAAGUCCAGAAUAUACUCCUUUGGGUACCGGAUUGGGACGGGAAUGUGCCAAUACCCUCGAUAAUAAAACCGAAACCUCUUUGGACAGGGAAGCAGAUUCUCAGCAUGGUCAUCCCGCGUGGUAUCAACAUUCAUCGUGCCCCUGAGCCCAAGUCAUCGAACCCCGUGUUUGAUGAUGGCAUGCUAAUCGAAAAUGGUGAAAUUGUUUUUGGCAUUGUCGAGAAGAAGACUGUUGGAGCAUCCCAAGGAGGCCUUGUUCAUGUUGUCUUUCGUGAAAAGGGCCCAGAUGCCACACGGCAAAUCUUCACUGGGAUUCAGAUGGUUGUCAACUUCUGGCUCUUCCAUAAUGGCUUCAGCAUCGGCAUCGGCGACACUAUCGCGGAUACCAAGACUAUGUCUUACAUCACUCAGCAGAUCAGCUCUCAGAAGGUCAAGGUAGCGGGUAUCAUUGAUGACGCUACUCACGAUCGACUCAAAGCGGCUCCCGGUAUGACAAUUCGAGAGUCUUUUGAAAGCAAGGUCCAGAGGGAGCUCAAUCUUGCACGUGACGAUUGUGGUCAAUAUGCGCAAAAGAGUUUAAAGGAGGAUAAUAAUGUCAAGCAAAUGGUGGUCGCUGGGUCGAAAGGAUCAUUUAUCAACAUCUCACAGAUGUCGGUUUGCGUGGGCCAGCAGAGUGUCGAGGGUCGUCGCAUCCCUUUCGGAUUCCGUCAUCGUACCCUGCCUCAUUUCACCAAAGAUGAUUUCAGUCCCGAGGCCCGUGGCUUUGUCGAAAAUUCUUAUUUGCGAGGAUUGACGCCACAGGAAUUUUUUUUCCAUGCCAUGGCUGGACGGGAGGGUCUCAUUGAUACCGCUGUGAAAACGGCUGAGACAGGUUACAUUCAGCGUCGUUUGGUUAAAGCACUGGAGGAUGUGAUGGUGUGCUAUGACGGGACUGUCCGCAAUUCACUAGGUGACCUAGUGCAGUUCGUCUAUGGCGAGGAUGGCAUGGACGGCGCAUUCAUUGAGCGGCAGAAAAUCGAUACGUUCGCCCUGAGCGACAAGGAAUUUGAACAUAAUUACCGUGUCGACGUUACAGAUCCAGCUGGAGGCUUCCUACCAGGUGUUCUGCAAGUUGGUCUCGACGACAGCUCACUCGAAUUACAAGCCAAAUUGGACGAGGAGUUUACGCAGCUUCUGGAGGAUCGAGGCGUCCUACGCUCGUUCAUAUUCCCCCGCGCGGAUGCAACGACACCCCAUUAUCUGCCAGUUAAUCUGCAGCGCAUCGUUCAGAACGCAAUCCAAAUCUUCCACAUUGACAGACGGAAACCAAGCGAUCUUGAGCCUGCAUAUAUCAUUGAAUCUCUGCAACAACUCUCAAAUAGGCUGGUUGUUGUACGCGGUGAUGAUUCUUUGAGUAAAGAGGCUCAGGAAAAUGCGUCGCUGACAUUCCGUAUGCAUGUUCGCGCUACGUUUGCGUCUCGCCGUGUUCUCGAACAAUUCCAUCUUAACCGGGAAGCAUUUGAGUGGGUCUUGGGUGAAGUAGAGGCUAAAUUCAAUCAGUCUUUGGUCAACCCUGGAGAGAUGUGUGGGACACUGGCUGCUCAGUCGAUUGGUGAACCAGCUACCCAGAUGACGCUGAAUACGUUCCAUUAUGCUGGUGUGUCCAGUAAAAAUGUUACGCUCGGUGUUCCUCGUCUAAAGGAAAUCAUCAACGUCGCCACCAAUAUCAAAACGCCGUCCUUAUCCGUCUAUCUCGAGUCUGACAUUGCUGAAGAAGUAAGUGGAAUGCUCGCGAAGAACGUUCAACAGGAACUCGCGUACACGUCUUUGCGGACCGUCACAGCAGCUGUAGAGAUUUGGUAUGAUCCAGACCCUAGCUCGACUAUUAUCGAAGAGGAUUCUGUUUUCGUCGAAUCGUUCUUUGCCAUUCCCGACGAGGAGAUCGAGUCCAAGUUGCAUUUACAGUCGCCUUGGCUCCUGCGUCUCGAAUUAGAUCGAGCGAAAAUGAUUGAUCGCAAACUCACCAUGUCCUACGUCGCUGGUCGGAUCGCAGAGAGCUUUAAAACUGAUCUCUUUGUUAUCUGGAGUGAAGACAACUCCGAGAAGCUUAUCAUUCGUUGCCGUGUCUUGGGUGGUGGUGAUAAAGAGGAUGAUGACGGCCUGGGGUCAAUCGAGGAGGAUAUAUUCCUUCGUCAGUUGGAAAACACCAUGUUGAACUCUGUCAGCUUGCGUGGAGUCAAAGACAUCGAACGAGUCUUCUUGCUCCAACACGACAAGGUAUACUUCAACGAUGAAGGUAGCAUAAAAUCGAAGAAGGAAUGGGUGCUCGAAACGGAUGGUGUUAAUCUCAAGACUGUUAUGUGUAUAGAUGGCGUUGACUUCCGACGGACGUACUCUAAUAGUUGCGUGGAGGUCUUCAACGUACUGGGUAUCGAGGCGGCUCGCGCUGCUAUCAUGAAAGAGUUGCGUGGCGUCAUCGAGUUUGAAAGUUCUUACGUCAAUUACCGCCAUCUUGCUCUUCUCUGCGAUCUCAUGACUCAUCGCGGGACACUCAUGGCAAUUACUCGACAUGGUAUAAAUCGAGCUGAUACUGGAGCUUUGAUGAGGUGUUCCUUUGAGGAAACGGUUGAAAUUCUGAUGGAAGCGGCCGCAGUGGGAGAGAAGGACGACUGUCACGGCAUUGCAGAAAACGUGAUGUUCGGUCAGAUGGCGCCCAUGGGUACUGGUGCAUUCGAAGUCGCACUUGACAUCGACAUGUUGAAGGAUGCUAUCGUCGAUCAUCGUCUACCAGUACAGAAUAUGUUGGCUGCUCAUGCUGAUGGCGGUAUGACUCCCGGACAAGUCGCGAUGACACCUUACGAUACGAACUCGCCAGCAUGGUCUGAAGGUAAUUUUAAGGGAGAGUCAGCUGCGUUCUCGCCGCUUGCUGUGAACGGUGGUGAAGACCCUGCCAAUUUCUCUUUCCUUGGAUAUGGUCAGAGUCCGGUUGGAGCUGGAGGCAUGUCUCCAGCAGGUCCCGGGUACAGCCCCAGUUCCCCCAAUGUGUAUUCUCCGACGUCGCCUUAUGUUCCCCAAUCACCGUUCGGUGGGGCUACGUCGCCCUUUGGGACAUCGCCUUAUGCCACUUCGCCUUUCUACGACCGUGCUCGCGGACCAACGUCUCCUACAUACUCGCCGACGUCCCCAGCUCUUAAUCUUACGUCGCCAGGUUAUUCACCUACUAGUCCGCGUUAUUCUCCAACGUCACCUUCAUUUUCUCCGACAUCCCCACGGUACAGCCCUCAGUCUCCAUCUUUCAGCCCAACGUCGCCGCGAUACUCGCCAACGAGUCCUUCAUUCAGUCCGGCUUCGCCACGAUCCCCUGCGCAAAUGUCUCCAUCCUCGCCGAAGUAUUCUCCAACGUCUCCGACGUCGCCAUCUUCGCCCAAAUAUUCUCCCACAUCACCAACGUAUUCCCCUGCUUCUCCAGCAUACUCUCCCGCUUCUCCCGCAUAUAGCCCAACGUCGCCCCAAUGGUCACCUUCGAGUCCUGCUCAAAACGGAACAGCCAAUCGGAGCCAUUCGUACAGCACUUCUCCAUCAUGGGACUGAUGCCAUUAUCUUGCGCUUGGUAUGAUGUCAUUUCGCAUCUGCCCCUUUUUUUUAUUUGGUCGGUCAAGCCUUCCUCGCGUAAAUAUAUAUCUAGCUUUCCUGUCAAACAUCAUCAUGUAGAAUAAAUGCAACCUUACUAUACAAGCUAGAUAUGAUUUUUAG